This is a messenger RNA of Leptosia nina, 228 nucleotides long. NCBI's taxonomy places the organism in Eukaryota, Metazoa, Arthropoda, Insecta, Lepidoptera, Pieridae. The record is from the annotation of a GenBank genome assembly.
AUGGAACAAUCGCGUGAGUACGUAAUUCAAUACGGAGCGACUCGAUGCUCACACGGCGACGGUUGGACGUUGACUGAACGGCGCGCGAAGGAAUACGCACGCGGGGAGGGGGUACGCACUCACGCAACGGAGGCAGCCAAUCGGCUGCGUGGGUCGCGCGCACCCCCGCUCCUCAAUUCCGCCCCGCGGUCUCCGUCACCUCAGAAUCGAUGCCCUAUAUUGCAUUAA